AAACUUAAAUUAGGCCUCCGGGGAUUGGUGAAAACAAAAUUAGGCCUCCGGGAUUGGUGAUUGACAGUUGACAGUUUACGCACCGGAAAAGUCUACCAUCUGUCUACCUGAAAACUCAAACUCGUCUCGGACUCCCGAAACCCGCAUUUCACUCCCAAUUUCUCUCGCCAUUUUCAUCUCUCUCUGAACAAAAAAAAACAUGUCGAAUCGAAACCCUAAAUCCCCUUACGAUUCGCUCAUGACUCAGGACCAACUCAUUGACUCGCUCACCUCCCACGUCUCUCUCUACCAUUCUCACUCCAAUACCUCAGACCUCAAACCAAACCCUAACCCUAGGUCCGCAAUUCUCAAAUGGUUCUCAUCUCUAACCGUCCACCAGCGCCAAGCUCACCUCACCGCUGUGGAUUCGAAGUUCGUACGGAUCCUCAUCCAAAUGCUCGGCAAGCUCCGCACCAAUAGCCAUGGCUUCUUCAUCAUCCUCCCUGACCUCCCCUCAGGUGACCUCCCCACCCUAUGUUUUAAAAGGUCGAGUGGGCUUCUGUCUCGGGUUUCCGAGUCGAACGAGCUGGAGAGGAGGAUAUUCGAGUCGACUCGGUUGUUUGCGUCGAGAGAAGGAGAGAAGAUUGAGGAAUGCUCGUGUUCAGUGAAGGAUCUUGAUACAGUGUCGGUGAGCGAGGGUUUGGUUGAGAAUGUGGAUAGGUUUGUGGCGGUGAUGGAUGAAAUAUCAAAUGGGGACUUCUUGAGAGGUGAAGAGAGUGACUUGGGAUUGGAUUGGGUCGAAUUCAAUUGGUUGAAGGACAAAGGGUAUUACAGUAUGGAAGCAUUUGUGGCGAACCGGCUGGAGGUGGCUUUGAGGCUGGCGUGGCUGAGUUGUAGUAAUGGGAAGAAACGAGGGGUGAAGCUGAAAGAAAAGAUGAGUGCUGCGGGCUUGGCGGCCAAUGUGUAUUGGAGGAAGAAAGGGUGUGUGGACUCGUGGGGAAAUUUGGACUUAGCAACAAGGAGGAAUAUAUUGACUUCGGUGUUGGGAAAAUCAGCGAAACCUUUGAUUCUUGAGAUUCUGAAGGGGACAAGUAGUGAGGUGGGGGAUGAAAUGUGGCUCUUCAAUACAGGAGUAGAACAGCCAUUGAGGUACAACCAUAAUGUAUCUAUGCGAAAGACUGUUCCAAAACUUGUGGCUGACACUGAAUUUGGGUCAAGCAUUAUCCCUGCUUCUCUUUCUGGGGAAUCUGCUUCCCUAGUCGGUGCCUUUAAUAAUCUCAUUUUGCUUCAGGAUAUAGUAAUGAUGAUAUCCUUAUGUCGCCAUAGUGAAUAUGAUAAAGGGAAACUCUUCUAUAGCACGUUGAGUUCAAUUUCUACCAUUUCUGAUUUUAUACUAAGAAAAGUACGUGGAUUUCUUAUGGUUAUUUUGCUUGACUGCACAAAACUGGAACUUUUAGCAGAGGGUGACAAAUCCUUACCUAAGAAAUCAAAGGCAAAGCCUAGUGCUUGUAGCCGAAAAAGUAAGGGGAGGACCCGCAAUAUGAAAAGGCCAAGUCCUGGUCGUAGCCUGUGUGCAGAUGAUUUUUUGUGUGAAAAGUCUCUCAAGGAUCUUAAUUGUACAUUGGCUCAUAAAGAGAAGGUAGAUUUGGUGGAGUCCAAGAAGAUGCAUGGUAUACAUCAGGAGACCGAGACUUUCAAAGAGGCAUCAUCAUCGAAAGAUGAAAUGGAUCGUGCACAAGCACUGGUUGUUGCAAAAGCUCAUACUGCUGCAAGGAAGGGUAGGAAAGAUAAAGGAAAAAACAAAAUAACUGGUUGUAAGAAUGCCGUUGAUGUGAGAAAAUUUGAAAGUUCAGUCAUGGAAGCUUCUUCUUCCUCUGUCAUUCCUGAAGAUUACACUGCAAAGUGCGAUCCCGUUUCUGGUGAUUCAGCCUUCCAGAACAUCACAGAUUGUUCAGCUGGUUGUAACAUCCUUGUGACAAAUUCGAUGCCUCCUGAUUCUGCAAAUGGGUCGACUAAGGAUGAGGAUGCCACCCAAAGCAUUCAAGAAAAUUAUGUUAUUGGUUCUAGUGCAAGUUUCUGCCAUAGAAUUUCAGAAGAAUACCAGUCAUCAGACAAUAUUACUGAAAUUCAAAUUAAAUCCACGGGAUCAGAAACUGGAAAUUGUGAAAUAGUUGGAAAUGUAAUACCUUCUGUGCCUGUGGUGGAUGAUAAUGCUUUCAGCCAUAAGGAUAUUGACUUUCAGAACACACGUGUUGGUAAAUCUGAUGUAAAAGACGUCUCGCCAGACAAAGCAGUAAGAGCUGCUGAUAUUAAAAAGGAAGCUAUUCUGUUUCAGGACCAAGAGCAUGGAAAUCCUAUAUGUGAUACUGGAGCUUCAAGUUCUUUCGAAUGCCUUCCAUAUGAGUGGCCUGGUGUAGCUUGUGCCUAUUUUCCACCUGUCAACUCACAUCUCCCACCUGCCACUGAUCGAUUGCAUCUGGAUGUUGGUCAUAACUGGCAGAAUCACUUUCGCCAGUCUUUUCUACCCACGAUACAUCAGGCGAGAAGUUGUCCAAUUCAAGGUGGGUGUAAUCCAGUUCUGACUCGACCAUUGCCAAUGAGUUUAGAUUGGCCUCCAAUGGUUCGAAGGGCUCGCGGAUUGGCUCUGUCCCGGACCUGUAAUUAUGAUUCUGGAUUCUUCUCAAAGAAGCAGUGUAGUUUUCCGCAGGGUUUUUCCACCCAGAAUGUCCAGAUUAAUACAACAAUGGACAUCGAAAGGAGGUAUUCUUGGGAUUGCACAGACCUGCCUGAUCCAAUAAGGGCACAUGAACUAGCAGAUGAAUAUGACAGCCACUGGAUAUCAGAGGAUGAAGUUGAGGUGCAAGCAUUUUCUGGGGUAGACUAUAAUCAAUACUUCGGUGGUGGUGUGAUGUACUGGAAUCCUUCUGACCAUCCAGGGACGGUUUUCUCUCGCCCUCCUUCCCUUAGUUCUGAUGAUAGCUCAUGGGCUUGGCGUGAAGCUGACAUGAACAGGGCUGUCGAUGAUAUGGUUGCAUUUUCUUCUUCAUAUAGUACAAAUGGUUUGACUUCACCUACUGCUUCUUUUUGUUCUCCUUUUGAUCCUUUGGGAUCAGGAAACCAAGCUCUUGGCUAUGUUAUGCCGGGGAAUGAAGUACCAGGCAAGGUGCUACAUUCCUCAUCAACAAUGACAGACACAGCAGCAGAUGAGGAAUCAUCUGGAUCUUUGGCUGAUGUAAGUGGUGAUGUCGAAGGGAAGAUAGGAGAUUCACUUCCUUAUCCCAUUUUGCGGCCAAUCAUCAUUCCAAACAUUUCAAGAGAAAGGUCAAGAGAGUUUAAGCGUAGUUAUGAUCGUAAAAGCCCAUGUGUUCCUCCUACUAGGCGAGAGCAACCUCGGAUAAAGCGGCCGCCAUCACCCGUGGUGCUUUCUGUUCCACGUGCUCCCCGACCACCUCCACCCUCUCCUGUGAGUGAUGCCAGGAAACACAGGGGCUUUCCAACUGUUCGAUCUGGUAGCUCCAGCCCAAGGCACUGGGGUAUGAGAGGAUGGUUCCAUGAUGGAGCUAACUUGGAGGAAGCUUGUUUGCGCAUGGAUGGUGCUGAAGUUGUUUGGCCAUUAAGAAGUAAUAAUAUUUCUGGCCGCCCGUUGAUUCAGCCUCUUCCUGCACCUUUGUUGCAGGAUCGACUGAUUGCUAUUUCUCAACUAGCUCGUGAUCAGGAACAUCCAGAUGUUGCAUUCCCCCUACAACCGCCUGAGUUGCAUAACUGUCCUAUGAGGAAGGCAUCUCUUUCUUUGAUGCACAGCCUUGUCCACGAUGAUAUUGAUUUUUUCUGCAAGCAGGUUGCUGCAGAGAAUAUGGCUAGGAAGUCCUACAUCAAUUGGGCUGUCAAGCGGGUUACAAGGUCUCUCCAGGUGCUUUGGCCCAGGUCCAGGACAAACAUAUUUGGUUCAACUGCAACUGGUUUGUCACUUCCAACAAGUGAUGUGGACCUUGUGGUUUGUCUGCCUCCUGUGAGGAACCUGGAACCCAUUAAAGAAGCUGGGAUAUUGGAGGGCCGUAAUGGUAUUAAAGAAACAUGCCUUCAGCAUGCCGCCAGGUAUCUCGUCAAUCAGGACUGGGUAAAAAAUGAUUCGCUCAAGACUGUGGAAAAUACAGCUAUACCUAUAAUAAUGCUUGUGGUGGAAGUUCCCCGUGAUCUCAUUGCCUCUUCUGCCUCCAAUGUCCAAUCCCCAAAAGAAGAGCCACCUCACAUGUCGGGCGAGCAAGGCAGUCAUGUGAAUUCUAGUGUGGUUGUUUUAGAAGAAUCUGCACUGCCUAAAUGUUCACAGAUAAAUUAUGAUGUUACAAAGGAUUCAGUAUCAGUUCGUAUUGACAUCAGUUUCAAAUCUCCGUCUCAUACAGGACUCCAAACUACAGAGCUGGUUAAGGAUCUAACAGAGCAGUUUCCAGCUGCUGCACCUCUUGCUUUGGUACUGAAACAGUUCUUGGCAGAUCGUAGCCUGGAUCAGUCUUACUCUGGUGGCUUGAGUUCCUAUUGUUUGGUAUUACUGAUUAUACGUUUUCUCCAGCACGAGUAUCAUCUUAGCCGACCUAUCAACCAAAACUUUGGAAACCUUCUGAUGAAUUUUCUUUAUUUUUUUGGGAAUGUGUUUGAUCCUCGCCAAAUGCGUAUAUCAGUACAAGGAAGCGGUGUUUAUAUUAAGAGGGAAAGAGGUUGCAGCAUUGACCCAAUACACAUUGAUGAUCCUCUUUUCCCAACUAAUAAUGUGGGGCGCAAUUGCUUCCGGAUACAUCAGUGUAUCAAGGCAUUUUCAGAAGCAUAUUCUAUUUUGGAGAAUGAGCUUGCUUCUCUUCCCAGUGGUGAUGGUGAUUUAUGUUCAAGGCCCUCAUAUAGAAUGCUUUCUAAAAUCAUCCCGAGUAUUGAUCUAUCAUAGUGAUGCUUAUUGCAUGGAAAGUUGUAUGCCUUUGAAGUCUUAUGUUAAUCUAGGGGAAAUCUAAAUCAUUGAUCAAGCUAAGGUGUUCUUUUGGUGCAAACUGGAGUUUGCAAUAUGGUAGAUUGCCUCCCACACUUUUGGUGCAGAUACGAACUCUCCUUGUUACGGUUCUGCUCCAGGGUUUGUCCAGAAAAAAGCAAGGUUCAGCAAACCGCCAAAUCACUAUGAAUUUUUGUUAGGUGCAGCCAUAUUGUCGUUAAAGACUGGAUUUUCACCUAUCAUGCAACUGUUCCGAGUUCACUUUUGUAGCCGAAUUUGCUUGAUGAUCUUGACGUCAUGUGAUCGGUAGUUUCCUGAGAUAUAAACCCCAGAGUGGUGAGGAUGGCCAAUAAGGCUGAUCUUGUGAAGGGGACCAGGAACAACCUGAAAACGGGCUCAUAUCCGAUUCUCCAGGUCAGCCCUCAGGCUCGAUUCUGCAGGUCACUGCAUAGAAAAUGAACAUUCGAGCUGAAAAAAUCUUAAACCAAUUGUACACAUAGGUGUAUAAAUCUUAUACCAAUCGUACAUAUGUUUACAUCAAAGUCAGGUUGAUGUCAUCUGACUAGCAUAUAUUUUGUGUACUUAUCAAAAAACAAAACUGUAGAUUGUGUGUAGCUUAGCUAUUUACCUAGCACUAGAGAGAGGUGGGUCAGUAGUUAGAUGAUUAUACUCUGUGAAGUAACAGAAAUGUAUUGGGAUUAGGAUCAUAAAAAUAUUCAACUGUACUUUGUGUAUGGCGAUGUGCUUGAAAUUUUUACAUCACAAAGAUCGUGGAUACAUUUCGAGUUCAGUUGAUAAUUUUUUCUUAUACGCGAU
Molecule: messenger RNA, 5767 nt
Organism: Prunus persica (peach)
Lineage: Eukaryota; Viridiplantae; Streptophyta; Magnoliopsida; Rosales; Rosaceae
Exons: 18
Coding region: 200-4912 (1570 amino acids)
Biological process (GO): RNA 3'-end processing
Cellular component (GO): TRAMP complex; nucleolus
Molecular function (GO): poly(A) RNA polymerase activity; mRNA binding
Source: RefSeq, a predicted model, not a curated record